AUGGAGUGCGAGCCGGAGGAGCUGGAGUUCCUGGGGGCGGCAGGCAUCUACACCGCCUCCACAUCGAUCCUCCGCGGCCCGCACAGGCCUCUCUUCGUCCGCGUCACCGCCGCAUUCGUCCUAUUGCUCUCCACCCUCUUCCUCCUCCACAUCGCCAUUUCCCACACCCUCUUCACCCACAUCAACACCGACGACACCGCCCUCGACUCCUCCGUCCCGAGCACCGACGCCCAGUGCUGCCUCCUCUUCUGCCUCGCAUCCGACUGGCUCGCCCUCCUCCUCUUCAAGGCCGCCUACCUCCUCGCCCUCCUCCUCCUCUCCCUCCUCGCCACCACCACCGCCAUCUUCUCCGUCGCCUUCGUCUACUCUGCCAAGCACGACGUGCUCACCUUCCUGUGGGUGCUCUCCGUCGUGCCCCAAGUAUGGAGGAGGCUCGCAGCGAUGUUCCUCGCGGCCUUCGCACUCCUCUUCGUGUACCACGCGGUGUUCGUCAUCGUCUUCCUUGGGCUCCUCGUCACCGCGGAUAACGGGUCGGGGUUCGCAGGGCUGCUCGCGUUCCUCCUUAUCGUCGCCUACCUCGUGGCACUCGUCUACAUCAGCGUCAUCUGGCACCUCGCCAGCGUCGUCUCCAUGCUCAAGAACUACAAGGGCCUCACCACCAUGCGCAAGAGCAGGGACCUCAUUAUGAAAAAACUGAGGGACUUUUUUUGCAAAUCAUCAACGAACUACGGCAGUUUAACUCCCAGGACUGCGGGUUGA
Molecule: messenger RNA, 759 nt
Organism: Setaria italica (foxtail millet)
Lineage: Eukaryota; Viridiplantae; Streptophyta; Magnoliopsida; Poales; Poaceae
Exons: 1
Coding region: 1-759 (252 amino acids)
Source: RefSeq, a predicted model, not a curated record